Molecule: messenger RNA, 1732 nt
Organism: Misgurnus anguillicaudatus (oriental weatherfish)
Lineage: Eukaryota; Metazoa; Chordata; Actinopteri; Cypriniformes; Cobitidae
Gene: dcph1
Product: acidic residue methyltransferase 1
Biological process (GO): DNA damage response
Cellular component (GO): nucleus
Molecular function (GO): phosphatase activity
Source: RefSeq, a predicted model, not a curated record
CUUUUGUGUAUGAUUUUGUGUAUCCACGGUAAGCGAGUGAUGGAGAGAGAGAGUAUGUCUGCAUUAAUAAGUUUAAAAUAAAUUCACACAUUACAUUGUGAAUUGAUUACCAAUCGGUCUUUAAAUAAAGUUUUUAUUGAAAAUCUUCACCGGUCCUUCCUGCUUGCAAAAAUGGAGGAGGGAAUGUUGCCCCCGCUGUCACUCUCUGCUAAGUUUGAGGGGUCAUUUGCCUAUCUGACUGUCAGAGACAGGCUGCCAGCCAUACUGACAAAAGUGAUAGACACAAUACACCGAAAUAAGGAGUAUUUCUUCAAAGAGUAUGGAGAGGAAGGAAUCGAGGCAGAGAAGAGGGCCAUUUCCUUCCUGUCCAAGCUGAGGAAUGAAGUGCAGACAGAUAAACCUGUGCUGGCUUUGGCUGAUAAUGCCGAAGACACCGAGACCUGGAACCAGUACAUGCAAAGACAGCAGGAACUGAUGCCAGAUGGGCAACCUGUCAGCUGGUUUAAGGCACCAUGGCUGUAUGUGGAGUGCUAUAUGUACCGGAGGUUCCAAGAGGCUUUGUAUCUGAAUCCACCGAUGGAUACUUAUGACGUGUUUAAGGAAGGAAAGACGCAAAGCUUCUUUGAAUCUCAACAAGCAAUUAUAUCCCUCUGUACGUAUCUCCAAGAGCUUAUUACCAACAUGGAGAACAUGUCUGAGCUGCAGCUGAAGGAACACUUUCUGAAGCUACUCCAGGUCUCGCUGUGGGGAAACAAGUGCGAUCUGUCCAUCUCUGCUGGUCUGGACAACUCUCAAAAGUCUAAUCCCAUUGAUGUACUACCUGAUCUCCAGCGCUUUAUCCUAGUGGAUGACUCCAACAAGGUUUGGUCAACAUUGGUUGCUGCUCAAGGGUGUAGAUCCUCAGGAACGAAGCGUGCAAGAGUCGACAUCAUUUUAGACAACGCCGGUUUUGAGCUCGUCACCGAUCUCGUCCUCGCCGACUUCCUCGUUUCUGCCGGACUCGCCAAGCAAAUCAGAUUUUACGGCAAGUCCUUCCCGUGGUUUGUCUCGGAUGUCACGAAACAAGAUUUUGAGUGGACCAUCAUGCAGGUCCUGGCAUCCAAUCAUAAGUGGAUGUCAGCCAGCGCCGUCCAAUGGAAGCAUUUCAUGAAAGACGGCACCUGGUCCUACCACGACCAUCCGUUUUGGACCUUGCCCCAUGAGUUUUGUGAUAUGGCAAGCGAUGCCGCUGAUCUUUAUACCAUGCUACAGGGUUCAGACUUGAUUCUGUUUAAAGGAGAUUUAAACUACCGUAAGCUGACUGGCGAUAGGAUAUGGGAGCACACGGUUCGGUUUGAUCGAGCAUUGAGAGGUUUUCAGCCUGCCCCCCUCUGUAGUAUCAGAACGCUGAAGGCUAAUGUUCAGGUAGGCUUACAGCCGGGCCAGGCUGAGCAGCUCAGCUCUGAGGAUCCAAACUGGAUGACUAAUGGGAAAUAUGCUGUGAUUCAGUUUUCCAGUCCACUCAGUGAACAGUAGAUUUACUUUAAAGAAAGCAAUGAGUCCUUACAGAUGGAGUACCGAGCAUCAGGUGACAGAAUAAAAAAGGAAUUAAUGAACUGUAACUUCUCAAGUUACCAACAUGCCAAACAGAUUUCCAUUGUGUCAUUUUUGCUUGAACCUGUGUCCAGCUGCUGCUUUGUUUGAAAGAAAAAUAUCUGCAGUGUUUAAAUAUUAAACUCUGAAGCAAAUUUAA